AUGGAUACUUCCCCCUAUGCCCCAAUACUCCAGGCGCUUUUAUUGGCAAAGGUUAUCAGUGAAGAGCGUCUAAAGGACAUAAUGCCCUCCUUUCGUUCUGAAAACGUUUUGUUCGUUGACAUGGUGGCAGAGGUAAAUGUGCUCUUGCGUGACUUUGACCUUGAACUUGCGUCUGUGGAGGACCAUUGGACCGGAGAUUGCUAUUAUGGGAUUAUUUUUGGCUUUCUAAUCAAGGGUACUGUUGUUGAAGUCUAUUUUAGAAAUGGCUACAUUACUAUAGGGCCCCGUACUCUCAUGGAGCUAAAGGGGUAUCUUCUGGCGCAGUUUCCUGGGGCCAUAAGAGAAUGUAUGCAUUGUGGCGAGAUUGUAACUGUCGGGGUCUCUUGCCCCAACCAAGAUUGCUUGUCGCGGAUGCACAGAAAGUGUUUCAAUAUCCAGGCGCAAAUGUCUCUUGUUAAGCGAACCAAUAGGCAGCAGUCCUCUCUAGUUUGUUCGGCAUGCGACUCGCCGAUUCCAAUUCCAGCAGCAGUUGAAAAUUAA
Messenger RNA from Mitosporidium daphniae, 540 nucleotides. RefSeq names its product non-structural maintenance of chromosomes element 1-like protein. Gene Ontology annotation, cellular component: nucleus; Smc5-Smc6 complex. NCBI's taxonomy places the organism in Eukaryota, Fungi, Microsporidia. The coding region runs from base 1 to 540 and encodes 179 amino acids. The transcript has 2 exons. The record is from RefSeq and is a predicted model, not a curated record. Gene Ontology annotation, biological process: DNA damage tolerance; double-strand break repair via homologous recombination. Gene Ontology annotation, molecular function: ubiquitin-protein transferase activity.